UUUCUUUUUGACAUUAAGGACAUUCCAUAGCUCCAGUGAAGUUAAAGCAAAUUCGAAAAAAGCAAGUUAUAACCUUUUGUUUCUUAAAGUCAACUUUUUAAUCCUUUCAAUAAGUUCGUGUUGUGUCGGCAUUCAAGUUUCGUGUCUUCGUAGUUCUUUUUUGAUCCAUAGAAAGGUCGAGAAGCGGCGUUGAGACUUGAGUCGCAAGAACGAGCUAGCUUCGUCAACUGUUGCUUCACCACCCCAGUUUGCCGUGGACUUUCAAGAUGGAUGCGCACCCGAGAUAGGUUUCUGUUUCUUUUUCGGAUCUUACAGCGAAAUGUGCCGCACCAGUGCGUGAGGAAGCACGUGGGAGAACAGAAAAAGCCUUUUAAACCCAAAACCUUCGUGUCGACUGAGACGAAACAAAGUUACAUUUAGAACGAAAAUCGAAGCUUUGACCUGAUCGGACUGCGAGCUGCUUUUUAACUUCCUGGUUUGUUGGAUUAUUAUGCCAUUUAAAACUGCUGGAAACGCGCUGGUGACUCUGAGAUUUGUGUUAUUUAAAGGACACAUGGCAUGGAAUAAAGCGGCCGGAACGUUUAAACAGAGAAAAAACAGUUUUCUUCAAAGAGGAAAGAGGGAAAGGCAGGUUUCCUAAACUAUGGAAAGUGGAACUGUUGGUGCCUCGUGUAAAGGUGUUUUAAUACCUGUGUCAGAAUCUACAGACACAUUUCAGAAAACCAUCUUGAAUGCUCUCCAAAGUGCACACCUGUAUGAGGAGUCAAAGCAGUUUUUCAGAUACAAAUCUGCUGUUCUAGUAAAGAAUCCUGCAUUGGAAGAAAAGUACAAUGCCUUCCGGGCAAAGAGGAAAAAUGCAGGAUACACAGAGGACGAGCUCAAAGAAUCGUAUGGAUUUCUGCUUUUCGACGAUGCCAGCAAGGCUAAUGCACUCGGAGAAACUGGUGUGCUCGCUGGAAACAGCACAUGUACAAUUCUAGGAGAUCCGACAAAGGGUAUUUAUAUCUCGAUGUACUCCGACUGCUUGGAUCAAAAUCGCUGGUAUCAUGGGAAAUCUGGAUACAUUGCCAUCAUCAAAUUGACAAAGGGAAAAGUAAAAAAAGUUUUGGAAAACUACACAGAGAAGUUUACAGAACCAACAGUGGGGUUUGACUGCCAUGUCUCAGAACAAUUAGCCUCUGUGUCUGCCAAAACCAGCUCCUUUCUUGCCUUUGAGAGAACUCAGUAUUAUAUAUACGAGCUAUUAGACGAUGGAAGCAACAGAACUGAGCUGUCGCCUGCUGCUUCCUGUCCGUUCGCAGUUGUAUCAUUCUCAUACACAGAUACCAAAGCAACGCCAUUUGUUCAACAAGAGAAAAGUGAACUAGGAAAACAGGUUUGUCAUCACAUACCUUGGAGAGGAAAGCUUCAAAUUGGAAGCAAGUUCUACAACGUUGACUUGAGGUCAACUGCAAGGGCUUUCCUUCCCACCACAUUGCCACCAGUGGUGAAAGUUGACGUCGCUUCUAUGUCAGAUGUGCAACGGCUGCUUCCAAGAGCUGUUUUUGAAACCUCCUUCACCGAUGAGGCUUUUUUUGACAACCUUUAUUGCACUUUAUGUGAUCUGGUGCUCUCUGAGGCAGAAGACAGUAGCUCAUUUGAUCAACUUCUGUUGGAGAUAAAGGAGCGAGAUCUUGCUUUGACCAUUUCCUUAAAAGAAAAGGGUUUUCUCAUCCUGUUGCAUUCAUCCCACUUCCUGAGAUAUGAAGACACAGAGUUCACUAAUGCAGGGCUACUGCAGGGCGUUUUUGUGUUUCCAGAGUCUUUAGCUAUCAGGCCAGAUACAAAACCUGUUGUGAAAGGGCCAGCAGUGUCAUCAGAGAUCCUUCAGAUUCUGCCCGUCCUGAGUUAUGCCGAGAGCGAACUUGAAAAAACAUUAAUGAACCAAGACCAAAAGCUGUGUGACGUCUUGUUGGAGCACAUGCAGAGCUAUGCUACACUAAUAAAUCCAGGACUGGCAACAAGCCCCUCCAGGGAUGUCAGCAUGUUUCCAGACCAAUAUGAUGUUGCUGAAGCCCAUAGGCACAUCUAUUCUAAACCUGAAUGGACUUGUAACGCGUGGCAGAGCUUAUCAUCGUAUAUGAGCAAACCAGAAACAUUUCAACUCCCGUUAGCCACAGUUUUAGAAAUCCUGGCAGCAAGACAAGCGGAUCAAAGAGAAGAGCUUGAUGACGAUGUGUACAUUUGUUUGUCUUCACCUGAGGAGACACAAGCACACCAUCUUGACUUGGAUGUUGAAGACGAGUUACCGCACCAGCAGUCUCCUGUCAGUAUUGAGAAGUCUUUGGACAUUGGUGUGCCAAAUUCUGAGACACAUCUUGACGUUACAACUGUUCCUGAGAAUUUUUCACCAUCUGAUGUUGCAAAAGACAGUAAAAGUUACAGAAGCUUGAUUGAACAGGACCAAGCUGAUUCAGGAAUAAGUAUUUGUCCGACAUUGGAAGAUCUUCCCGCCGAGCUCAUCGUUAGCAUCACCUCUGCUGAGCAAAGUGUCAUCAGUCCAGUACCAGCUGCUAAUCCCAACAACUUUCAGUUCUCUGGGUUCUCAACUGGAGACUCAUUUCCAUCAGUGGAUGAGAAGUCUCUCAGUAAAGAGACGGAAAAAAUUAAGAAAGUUUUGGACUCUUCUGAGGUUUCACAAAGAGUUUCUGUUUCUGCCAAUCUCACAGGAAAAAAACAGAAACAGCGCAGAGGGUUUAUCAAAGCACUGGAGAACACUUCCAAACCUUGCAAUGAUGCUUACAGUUUACCUGUUGGUGUAACACCAAUGGAGGUUGAUGGUUUGAACUACAGAACAGAUGAACACACUAAGGAGAUGGAUCACCCACCAUUGCGGGAUUCCUCCAAAACAAAUUGGAGGAGAUUCCACAAACGUAAGCGAAUAUUUGGAAAGCUAAAAAGGAAAAAGGCAAUACUCACCACUGAACAGAAAAUAGACUCUGGAAAGCUGGCAUUGGGAAGAACAAUUUUAACUGAAAGUGAAGCUUUCUCUCUGAAAAGGAAAACUGAACGGUGGGACCUCAAGCCAAUCAUCAGUAUCUGUGGGAGAAUCCUGGUUCCUCAUGGUUCAGGACAAGUUGAUGAUCUAUUAAAGUCUUUCAAUGUCAAACCUCAAAUUGGCGAAGGGAAAAACUGUCCUGAAAACUUGCUACAUGGGGACUCUCUGAAAACUCUCAACCCAACAGAAAUAGAGCAAGACUCUGACAUUUCUUCACUGACAGUAGAGAAAACCAAAGCCACAAAAUCAAUUUUUGAGGAGAACCAUCAUCUUUCAGCCGAUUCAAGUCUGGAACAGAGUCAUUGUGAAGAUUUAGUGGCUUUAGCUUCAAACACAAGUGCAACUUCUUUAGAGAACAAUGAUACCAAUACUCUUUUACAGCAAACACAGGAGAAAAAAACUGAACUAUUUUCUCCCACAAAGAUGACAACAGAAGGUGAAGUUCUAGAUAGACUAAAAACUGCUCUUUCAAAAAGAAAAGCCAAAACUGGUCAUCUUGAGACAUCAGAGAAGAUGGAAAACUCAACCCAGGAUAUUGAACCCUGUGUUAAAAAGGUAAAAGUUCAGUCUGAAGAAGCAAAAUGUGAAACUGCAUCAACACAGGAGACAAAGGAUAAUGAUGCUGGCGUUGAAAAGAUGCUGUCAGUGGACCCUAGCUUUGCUUUUGCCCUAGGACUGACUCAAAAAAUUAGUCCUAAAGAGGGUUUGAGUAAGCAGGACCAGGAGGCUCAGCAAAUAAAAGGUCUAAAUGAUGACCAAGAACGAACCUCACUUGGGGUCACAAAUACUCUCCCAAUAACAUUGACAAGGAGGCACAGGAUUAAAAGGCUCAAAAAGCAUGAAGGCAUCACUGCAGAACAUGUAAAGAAAAAAUGGUGGCUGCAUUUUCAAACUCCAGCUUUUAAUGACAGUGACAAAGUCCAAAACAAUGACUGUACUAGAGAUAUGUCUGUCAGGAAGACUGUUGAGAAAGACAUGAACAGUUCAUGCUCAUCUACAGAUGCUUUGAACUUGCUUGCUGACUUGGCUCUCAGUGUCAGUAAUGACCAGGUUCUACUGCAACCAAAUCCAUCAGUUGAGAGAGAACUUGAGAGGUGUGACCUUGCAGAAAGUCUUCCACGUUCUGAACAAGAGUCAGUUCUUCACGCUCUGCUUAAAAACCCUGCUGUUAGUCACAAGCAGCCUCUUGAGCCAUCUCCUCCUGCCCCUCUUAUGAAAGACAAUGAGGUUGUUGAUUUGGUUUUUGCAGAACACGCUUAUUCACAGCCCCCAUCUUCCUCUCCAUUGUUGGGUUUGUCAGGUACACCUUUAGGUGUUUCAACCAGAGUGCUGCAAGACCAAUCUAAGUGUGCUGAUGAAGAUAGAACACUACCUGCUUCUGCUGUUCCAGAACACAAAGCUUCAGAUUACCUGCACAAACAUAAACAAAAGUUCAGAAACUUUCGUUCCGUUUUCAUAAAGGAAGGAUCCAUUCAAGUAACGAGGCAAUGGCAAGAACACUAUGACUUUAAUCUGGACAGCAAGUUCACAAGUGACCCAAAGAUCACAGUAGUCACUCGAGCUUUACAUGGGCCAUGGAAUUCCCCCUUUCAAGACACUAGUGAAGAAGUGCGACUCAUCUUUCAUAUGUGGAUAGGCCUAUUUUACAGUCGGACUACAGCCAGGUUUUUUAAUGUUGACUCUCAAUUUAUGCCCUCAUGUUUGGAGAGUUACUCUUUGAAAGUUGCCAACGAGAUAUCAGCCCCAGUUAACCCUGAAACUAUAAUCACCUCAUCUGCGUCUUUUGUGAAUCAUCACACUUCACACUCUAUGGAACCAAGAGCUUUGAAUCUCAGCAAAGACGAGAAUGCCAUCUUGAAACCAGAAGCUGAGAUCCUUGAUUUGUCAGUAAGAAGCUCCAGUGCAAAGUCUGGCUUUUUAAAGCCACAGGUUCAAAGGAAUGUGAACUCAUUUUCCAAUAAAAAGACUGGGAUGUCAAGAAAAUUCAAGAGGAGCAAGUCAUCAGUGAAACUUCAAGAGUCAAGCAUAUCGAAGGUUGAAAAACACCAUAAGCAUUUCACAGAAAAUGCAAGUGAAAUUGAAAAAAUGGAUACUCCAAAAGAUGUUUGCCUGGAUCACACGGAUGUUACAUUUUUUGAGAGUAAUGGGAUGCCCAUUGUUCUACAAAAUGAUUUUGGAAAGACAACGGAAGCUUUCUUGGAAUACAGAAAGGUCAUGGAUAAAGGCUAUGAAGAUGGCGCUUGUGUGAGCAAUUUUGAGCGUACACAAGCUUCAGAGGAGCGCUUGAGUAAAUUGGAAUUUUUUAAUUCUGUGCCUAACAAAAGUGGAGACAUCGUUGAAACACGGGAUCUGCUUUGUUUGAAUGACAACGAUCCAAAGCAACUUGUCAUUGAAAAAUCCUGCCCGAUGACAACAAAUGUGAAGCCUUCGCUAAAAGCAAUUACAGAAAAAUGUACUUCUUUAGAUGAAGAAGAUACAGCCUUGAAGGAAAAUUAUUUGAAAAAUGACCAGUGGUUUUCAAGAGAAGGAUGUGUGGCAGCCUUGCCAAAACAAAAGAAUGAUCUAAAUGGACAUGUGGAUAUGAAAGGAGAGUUUCAAGUUCAGGAUCACCUGAAGGAAAAUGGACUUGAUGAGAAAACAUCUUGCAUUUCCCCCGUGGAAGUUGAUCAGGAUUUAAAGGAUCCAAAAGUACUCAAGAUAUGUAGCCCUGAUCCAGUUAAAGAGGAUUGUAUUGAAAAAUACAAAUCUCAAGCACAAAUCAAUGAGCAACUACCUCUGGCAGUCAGUCCAAAAGAAGACUGUCAUGCCCUACAUAACAAUCAAAUCACUUUAAAUGACAAAAGUCUCAUUUCAAACAGUCCCUCAAGCACUGUAUCCACAGUUCAGCAAGCAUUUUUGGAAGAGGCUUGUUUUGCACUUGAUGGAAACUGUAUGAAGGCACCAUUGCUCGUCUCUGAGGAGAGGACCAAUUCUUUUGAUGAGUCUAACAUAGAUUUGUCUGAUCUACAGUCAAAGGAUUGCAUUGAAGCAGGAGUUCAAGAUAAAAUAUCAGACUUCAGUUUUGAUCUGGGUACUUCUAAUCAAAAAGAUCAGGAACGUGGAUCAACUGAUAGGAUUGCUGAGAAUACAACUAACCAUUACGACGAUAAAGACUCAUGUGAGACGGACAUAUCGAAAGAAACAGAUUUGAAAGAAGAUAAAGCCCCUGAGGUCGUGGACAGUAAAAAUAGUGAAGAUAGUCUUUCGUUUGACAUUGCUGAACAGCAUGCACAGCCACAAGAUGAGGUUCAAGAAGCCUGCCAGGGUCAAGAAAUGAUGCCACACUUUACUGGCAAUAUGAAUGGCACGUCCGUUCUGCUCAGUGAAGUUCAUGUUAAAUCUCAAAGUUGUAGUUUAAAAAGAGUGACCACUCAAGACACAUUGAUGUGUGAAGUGAAUGAACCACACAAACAAAAACUUUCAGAGUGUGCCUUUGGCAGCAGGUCCUCUACUCCCACUGUGGAUGAAAAGCCAUUUGAAGGCAUACCCAAUUCAACUAGCAGUAAUAGUUCUGUCCUAAGUAGUAGAAAAAGCUGUCAAAAUACUAAUCAGAAUUUUCCCAGACAAAGCUUGGCAGGGGUUGAUGAGCAGCCUUCUGAGCAAAAAUUUAAAACCGAUUCUAUCUGCAAAAAUGAUCUUUUUUCUGAUAUUAGCUUAAGAACAAUGAGAGUUAUGCAAAGUAUGGACCAAUUCCUUCUUGAAUCAAAUCCACUGAACAUGCCCAUCCAUGUAGAAACGGAUGGCAUGAACACUUCUAAUGAGAAGUUGGCUUUUACUUGCUCAACACCAAACCCAUUUUCUGGCGAGAAAAAAAAGGAAAUGGGCCAACAACUGGUGGUGGGUUCUUCAGUCAGCAAAGUACAAAAUUUCAAUCAAAUAUUGGUUGAUAAGAAUUUGUCAUCAACUGCUCAGAAUAAUAAUACAUGUGGGCUUAUGAUGAAAAAACACUCCAAAAGGCAGAUGUCAUCAAUUCCUGAAUCUAAGUUUGGAAAUGUUGAUGAAUACAAAACAUCUCUAGACCCUGAUUUUCAUUUCCAUGAAUCUGUAGUUUCUGCUAAAAGUUUGGAAAAAGGCUUUGACUCAGUUGAACCUACAACUUCACAUUUUGACCAUUCGUAUAUCCAAUGUCGGGAAAAAAUGUAUUUUAAAAACAGUUUGAUUCCAUUAUCUCCAUCUAGGCAGUUUCUUGAAUCUUCAGAAGUUUCCACUGAUUUUGUUGAAAGUCCACGUUUUUUGGUUCAACAAUUGAAGGAAACAGAUGAUCAGACCACCAAAAGUAGAAAUGAGAAAGACCUCACAGACAAAACGCAAAUGUGUUUCAAAGAAGACGCUUCAAGUGAUGGCAGUCAAGAUCCAUCAGCUUCAAGCUCCCUUGUGUGCACAGUUUUCAAUACUGAUAGGAAGAAACAUUCUUUUCUGGAGCAUCUCUCUCAAAGGUGUCUAUUUGAAGACCUCACUCAAGCAUCAAUGGAGCAAGAGUGCCUUAUUUUUCUGGAGCAAAUGAAAAAUCUCCUAAAAAAGAGUAAAAGGACACAAAUCUGUCACAAAGAAACUCAUGACAGGUUAAGGAUGCCAUGUACCAGUCCUAUGACAGUCAAGUUUUCCAGUCUAGAAGAUCAAGAAGACUCAUCUGAUUUAUUGGACACGUCGCUCUUAGGCCAAAAGAUAAAGGUUGACAUUUCCAAAAGAAAAGACCUAACUGAGGAAAAAGGCAAUACACUAGAUACCCACAAUCAGUCUCAAGUACCCAGAAACCCAUUGAAUUGUACUUGGGUGUCUAAUGUCACAUCAGAAUGUGCAAAGCUGUACAAGGCAAGGAUGAAUGAAGUAUGCUCUGCCAAGAAGAGAAUGUCUAAAUCUAAAACCUUGAGAGUACAACAGAGUCCCUCAGAUACCAAACAAAAUGAACAUUUUGAUGUCUGUGAUAAAAUGAAGAAAGAGUUGAGUAAGACUUUCCAAAGUAAUCUAAAUGCCGUUGUGAAGAAAUCCUGCAAGACAAAGAACAGAUUCUUCAUACUGAUAACAUCUGAUGACCACUUUUUUAAAGAAACUAAGGCACAUUUGGAAAUGGAGGGCCAUAUUGCUGUACAACCCUCUAAAUUCUUUAUUUGUGAGGAAAAUUCUACAUCUCUUCUUAUUAUCCUCAAAAAUGAAGACAUUGCAGAGCACAUUUGUAAGGUUCCUCACUUACUCAAACUGAAGAUGUCUCCAGAUGUGCAGUUUACCGGAAUUGAUGAACCAGACGAUGUUGUGAAUCUAACCUAUCAGGAGCUUUUCACACGGGGUGGCUUUAUACUACUUAACAAAUCAGUGCUAGAGCCUCUUAGCCUAUGCAACAUGAAAAAAAUAUCUCAAAUUUUGCAAGAGCUAAGUGGAAUGGGAAAGUGGAAGUGGAUACUCCACUACAAAGACAGCCGUCGUUUGAAAGAAAAUGCAAGGCUGAGUAAAGAAGCAAAUGAUAUGAAGAAACACCUCAACUGGGGUCUAGAUGCUGGAAUCCUUGAGGUCCUGCCCUACCAUGAGUGCGACUUGAUGUCCAAAGAUCAACCCGACUAUCUCAAGUGCUUGCUCCAUCUCCAAGUCCAGAAUAUAACCUAUCGUUAUUCUGUUUUCAUUACUGAUGCAGAAGAUGGCGCCUUUGAGAAAAACGGCAUUCUGACGAUGACUCUGAACACUUUCCUGACAAAGUUUUCAAGUGACUGCCUUUAAAAUCAGAGGUGUCAAACUGACAAAAGUUUGACUACGUGACCAAACAACAAUUCUAAGUGUGGUUGUUGUGGAAUGAAUUUAUUCACCUAUUUUUUAUUGCUUUAGUUAUAUUUCAACGAAAAACUUUCGUUAAACAACAGUACUGCUUGUAGAUUUUUAUUGUAUUUUUAUUUAAUCUUUUUCUAGUUUCAGUGUCCAUUUAUCGCAAAACUGGAAUUAAUUGAAGGUGUGGCAGAUUUGCCAAUAUGUUGGCAGCUAUGCUGUUUUAAUUCUCUUGUUUUAUGUAUAUAUUGUAAAUUAUUUGGUAACAUUCUUGAGUAUUUAAAUGUUUUCCUGAGAAUUUUGACUAUUAAAAAUUGCUCUAGUGUAAAUUUUCUAGUAUUGUAUAGAUUUAACGUUAUUUGUAAAGCUAAAGUGUUCAAUCGUUUUAAAUAAAACUGUGUUCCUAAAAAAUUGUCAACCCUGAGUAAACGAGUAAACCCUUUCAACACUUCUA
This is a messenger RNA of Oryzias melastigma (Indian medaka), 9281 nucleotides long. It is a transcript of the gene tasor2, whose product is annotated as transcription activation suppressor family member 2. The transcript has 22 exons. The record is from RefSeq and is a predicted model, not a curated record. Gene Ontology annotation, cellular component: nucleoplasm. Lineage: Eukaryota; Metazoa; Chordata; Actinopteri; Beloniformes; Adrianichthyidae. Gene Ontology annotation, biological process: negative regulation of gene expression, epigenetic. The coding region runs from base 644 to 8785 and encodes 2713 amino acids.